UCCACCGUUACCGAUAGCGAAAAUAAGAAAAGGAUUUGAGUGAAAAAAUAAUCCGAUUAAUCUCCCUACACCGAAUCCUCCGCUGACCACCGCCGGCGACACCUAGGUUUCCGGCGAUGGGUUCUACGGAGAACCCUAAUUGGUUCUUGGAGUCCUUGAUCGACGACAUCCCCGUUUCCGAGGGCGAUUUUGCAGGGACCAACGGCGGCUUUUAUUGGACUGCUCAGGGAUUCAACUCUUCCUCUAGCGUCAGUUCAUUUGCAAAUUCUGAUAGCAUCAAAGAACCAGUUAAUGGAAAGCGGUUAACUGCUGCUAGGUCAGAAACUUGUGCUAAACCUGCUACCAAAGCUUGUAGAGAAAAAAUGAGGAGGGACAAGUUGAAUGACAGAUUCAUGGAAUUGGCCUAUCUUCUGGAACCUGGAAAGCAGGCAAAAACUGAUAAAUCGGCAAUUCUAAGUGAGGCUACUUGUAUGUUGACUCAGCUCCGCAAUGAGGUACAAAAGCUUAAAGAAUUAAAUGGAACUCUUGAGGAGAAGACAAAAGAACUUAAGGCCGAGAAGAAUGAACUCCGUGAAGAGAAGCAGAAGCUGAAGGCAGAAAAAGAAAGCUUAGAGCAGCAAAUCAAACUUCUGAAUACAAGGUCUAGUAUCUAUGCUGCUCAUCCGCCCGUUAUACCUACCCCCUUCACAGUCCCUGGUCAACCUGCUGGGCACAAGUUAAUGAUGCCGAUCAUUGGUUACCCUAGCUAUCCAAUGUGGCAAUUCAUGCCCCCUGCCGAUGUCGAUACAUCACUGGAUGCUGAUAAAUGCCCUCCUGUUGCCUAAGCAAACGAACGAUUAAAAAAACAAAAAGUCCAAAUAUGUUAGAAUUGCAGAUGAUUUCAUCAUCAAUUUAAGUUGCUGAAAACUUCAUGGGCAUGCAUGUUUCAGCUUUAUGCCUUUCCCGUAAGAUAUAGAUAUCACCUAUAAAUAAAUUAAUU
Messenger RNA from Zingiber officinale, 979 nucleotides. RefSeq names its product transcription factor ILR3-like. The record is from RefSeq and is a predicted model, not a curated record. The coding region runs from base 117 to 824 and encodes 235 amino acids. Gene Ontology annotation, molecular function: DNA-binding transcription factor activity; protein dimerization activity. NCBI's taxonomy places the organism in Eukaryota, Viridiplantae, Streptophyta, Magnoliopsida, Zingiberales, Zingiberaceae. Gene Ontology annotation, biological process: intracellular iron ion homeostasis; regulation of DNA-templated transcription. The transcript is spliced from 5 exons.